Molecule: messenger RNA, 2553 nt
Organism: Hermetia illucens (black soldier fly)
Lineage: Eukaryota; Metazoa; Arthropoda; Insecta; Diptera; Stratiomyidae
Gene: Gmd
Product: GDP-mannose 4,6 dehydratase
Exons: 3
Coding region: 149-1264 (371 amino acids)
Biological process (GO): GDP-mannose metabolic process
Molecular function (GO): GDP-mannose 4,6-dehydratase activity
Source: RefSeq, a predicted model, not a curated record
CAGUUGUUAUUAGAUCGGUUGUCAGUGCCGUGUCAAUUUGACGUGUCUUGGGUUCUUAUUGUGUUCGUCGGUUGUGUUCCUCUUACACCCUCGAUUUAUCACUUUGUGGUUCUUUUUCUGAAUUGAUUUCAUCCAGUGAUUAGUUAAAAUGGCAAGUGCAGCGAGUUCAUCGACAGAGAUUCCCCCCAAACAUCACGCCGACGGGCGUAAGGUCGCGCUGAUAACCGGCAUCACGGGACAGGACGGUUCCUAUCUUUGCGAACUCUUGUUAUCAAAAGAUUAUGAAGUUCACGGUAUAAUUAGGCGUUCCAGCUCAUUCAGCACGUCAAGAAUACACCAUUUAUAUGCGGAUCCGAAGUCCCAUAAAGAAGGAAAGAUGAAGUUACAUUACGGCGACAUGACCGACAGUAGUAGUUUAGUGAAGAUCAUAACCCUUGUUCGGCCGUCAGAAAUCUACAAUUUGGCUGCCCAGAGCCAUGUCAAAAUAUCAUUUGAUUUGAGCGAAUACACGGCUGAAGUUGACGCUGUAGGAACACUGCGUUUACUAGACGCUAUCCGCACUUGUGGUCUCGAAAAACAAGUCCGAUUCUAUCAGGCAUCUACGUCUGAAUUGUAUGGUAAAGUGGUUGAAACGCCACAAAAUGAGAAGACUCCAUUCUAUCCAAGAUCACCGUAUGCUUGCGCAAAAAUGUAUGGAUUUUGGAUAUGCAUAAACUACCGUGAGGCGUACAACAUGUUUGCUUGCAAUGGUAUCCUCUUCAAUCAUGAAUCACCCCGACGAGGCGAAAAUUUUGUCACACGCAAGAUUACACGAUCAGUGGCCAAAAUCGAACUAGGCCAACUUGAGUGCUUCGAGUUGGGCAACUUGUCUUCGAAACGUGAUUGGGGUCACGCAAAGGACUAUGUUGAAGCGAUGUGGCUGAUGCUUCAACAGGAUAAACCCGAAGACUUUGUUAUAGCAACUGGUGAAACUCACAGCGUUCGAGAGUUUGUGGAAGCUUCGUUUAAAUACGUUGGGCGAAGUAUAGAAUGGCGCGGUGAAGGUAUCAACGAGAUCGGAGUAGAAACAGUGGAUGGAAAGGAAAUUGUUCGGGUUCGAGUGAAUCCGAAGUAUUUCCGCCCAACGGAAGUGGACUUUUUGCUGGGCGAUGCAACGAAAGCGAAGACGGAAUUGAAUUGGAAGCCGAAGAUAUCUUUUGAAGAACUUGUUCGAGAUAUGAUGGAAGCUGAUCUGAAGUUGAUGCGAAGCAAUCCAAUGGCCUAAAUAAUUGGAAUGCUUGGUUUAUUUCCAGCGGCGAUUAGCUUUUGUAAAACGGAACCUAACGUCAAUAGAUUGCACAAAAUGAUGAUCUAGAUAGAUUUUUACUUCACAUAUUGCAUACAUAGUUUGUUUUCUACUUUUAAAAAUAAUUUGACAGUGACAGUCUUGUAUAUAAUAUCCUAUGUACGAUUCUUGGAAUUUUUAUAAUUAGUAGUAUUUGAGGAAACUCCAUAAUCACGAGAAUGACUGUAUAUAGCUCCUUAUGAAGAUUAGUGAAGUAGAAAUCUUAUGACUACCUGAGUUUGACUGGCUAUAACAAACGCUGCCAAUAUGGAUAAAAAGAUAAUCAGGGGAAAUUAAAGAUAAUUGUCUAAAAAGCUUAAAUUACUGAAAUAUUCAUAAACAUGACGAAUCUGAACUUACGCGUAGAUGAUUAAGUGACUAAAUUUUACAUUGGACAUUUGAUUUGCAAUUUCUCUAUGAAAAAUCGUUUCGGAUUUUAUCCUUUCUUGUUUAGUUUUAUGCAUGAUAACGAUUAAGUUUUUUUCUUUAUUUUGAAUGUUAAAAUUAUUCUUCCAAACCAAAGAUUCAUAAUGGUUCAUUCUAAAAGAAAGGCACCUCAGUAGUACGUAGAUAGUGGUAUUUGGUGGAAUGUUUAGAAAAAAAAUGCCUUGUGAUGCGCAAAGUAGGCGAACUUAUUUGCUUUCUAAUUUCCCGCCCUCGGACUAGUAGAAAUUACAGGUUUAAAGGUUUUUCAAUUUUAAGCCACUUGCCACUGUUUUUAGUGGAAUAAAACACUUAUUUCGAGAGAAACGAUAAAAAAUAAUGUCCUUCCGACUUGAAGCCCUAAUAUACUUAAUAUUACAUUUUAAGGUGUGCUUGCCAUAGCUUUGGGUAUCUUUCAAUAGAAUAGUAAUAAUAAUGGUUGAUGCGUCAGUCCAAUUCGAUUUGGGCCUCGAAGCGUGUGAGAGUCUUCAUUCAAAAUCGUAACGAUACACUAUCGAACUAUUAGUACUAUGUGGUUAGUUUUGCGUUCGCCCAUGAUUAUUACCUCGAGUUGACUGAGGUACUCACUCGCAGUUGAGUCAACUGGUAUCCGAUAUCCAGUGACGAUACAAAUCCCUCUGUCAAUAGAAUGAUCCAAUUUAUUUUGAUGUUCUGAUUAGAAACGAUUUAGAUGUAAGCUCAAAAGGAAAUGGAAAGUGGUAACAUUCCAGUAAUGUUUAAAAUGCAAUAUUGAAUAGAAUUUAUUUUGAAAAUAAACAUAAAGAAUCGAUUAGUUGUAUAGUGAU